UUUAUUCUGUUGUUGUUUCGGGUCAGCUUGACACUGCAAAUGAAUUGUUAGCAGCCACGUCUCAAAGUCAGGUGCAUAGAUAUGGGUAACCCAGAUAGAUAGUGGCGUGUUUGCGUGUAGUGGGUGUAGUCUCAUUUAGCACUCCCUCAUGUUGUGGAAUACGGCUGGCUUUUUAGCUUCCAGCAGCCCACGUUGCCGCAAAAAAAACAGCGGCUAGCUAACGACAAUGUGCAACUUCCUCUUUCCAUAAGUCUCGCUGCUGUCUCCUUAACAAGCUGGGUUUUCGGUAUUUUUUCCGUCCAAAUAUUGAAGCAUCCGAUUCAAAGACAGCUUCUGCAGCAGAGGACAGGGGACACCAGGACCUAAAACAUUCACAGCAAGACUGAGAGACUAAUACAUUGCUGGACCAAUCACAAGAUGGACUAACUAUCAAAACUUCCACCACCCCCCCUUAUCACCCACCUGUUGGGCCCUUGGGGGCCGUCAGGCAGCAGGCGUGAUGCCAGGCGGCUGGCAGACUGCCAGGCACCCGAUGUGGCGCCUCCUCUCACCGUUCAGCACCCGCCAGGAGCGAGUGGUGCUGGCCCGCAGCGAGAGCCUGCCGGGGGAGCAGGUGCUAAAGAUCACAGUCACAGAGACUACGGUGAUCGAGGCGGAGUCAGGGGUGUGGAACUGGCGCUCCAUGACCUACCUGGGCCUCUGGUACUUCUUCAGCUUCUGCACCCUGUUCCUCAACAAGUACAUCCUGUCACUGCUGGAGGGGGAGCCCAGCAUGCUGGGUGCUGUUCAGAUGCUCUCCACCACCGUCAUAGGCUUCCUAAAGAUGUUUGUGCCCUGUUGCCUGUACCAGCACAAGCCCAGAACCGAGUACCCCCCCAACUUCAUCAUCAUCAUGCUGUUUGUUGGACUCAUGAGGUUCACCACAGUGGUUCUGGGCUUGGUGAGCCUGAAGAAUGUGGCGGUGUCUUUUGCAGAGACAGUGAAGAGCUCAGCACCCAUCUUCACUGUCAUCAUGUCCAGGCUGAUCCUCGGGGAGUACACAGGACUGUGGGUGAACCUGUCCCUGUUCCCUGUCAUGGCUGGCUUGGCCCUCUGCACAGCCACGGAGAUCAGCUUCAACAUGCUCGGCUUCUCCGCCGCGCUCUCCACCAACAUCAUGGACUGUUUGCAGAACGUGUUCUCCAAAAAACUGCUAAGUGGAGACACAUACAGGUUCAGCCCUCCAGAACUGCAGUUCUAUACCAGUGCAGCAGCAGUCAUCAUGCUUAUACCUGCCUGGGUGUUCCUCUUGGACAUCCCAGUGAUUGGGACGAGUGGGCGGAGCUUCAUCUUCAGUCAAGACAUUAUCCUAUUGCUGCUUUUCGACGGUGGCCUGUUCCACCUGCAGAGCGUCACUGCCUAUGCUCUCAUGGGACGGAUUUCUCCUGUCACCUUCAGUGUUGCCAGUACUGUCAAACACGCCCUGUCAGUUUGGCUGAGCAUCAUCGUGUUCAAUAACCAGAUCACCAUCCUCAGUGCCACUGGCACGGGCCUCGUGUUCAUCGGGGUCUUCUUGUACAACAAGUCCAGGCAGUUCCAGAGGGAAACUUUACAGGCCAUGGCUGCUGAGCAGAACCACAAACCACUACUGCAGGACCAGAACAUCCAAACCCCUGAGUCUCACUGAGGACCCAGCAUUUAAGACUAAAAUCCUGCCUGAAAUGGGAUUAAGGUAUUAACAAAAUUCUGUUGGCUUACCUGUGGCUGUACAGACGGGAUGACUGGAUAUUUGUUUGUUCUUUACCAUGCACACAUUCCAGUUAAAGAGAAGCCACUCAUGUUUUGUUUUUUCCAGGUUCAAUUUAGUGUCAAUGUCAUGUCUUCAAGCUUCAAGUAAACUUUGGUGACUGGCUCGGUACAGGUCAGUGUCUGUUUGACUAAGCCAUCACUAGUCCUGUGGAACGGUGUAUAUACAGUAUUUCUUUGUCCCUAACCUGAUUACGUAAUUACACUUUAAUCAUCCAUGAUCCUUUGUCUUAUAUCGGUCAGUAAAAGGGGAAGCUCAGGGUGUCCUUCAGCUUUUUAAAGGAAGCAACUUCUGUAAGCUUUUUGUCUUACAUUUGCAUUCCAGAGUGUGCCGGUUUAUCUCUCAUCUGUGGUACAGCAGCUGCUGAAUGUAUGCUAUUGUGAAUAUCUGUAAAGCAUUGAAGCUGUAAGAUUUUCAUUUUGUGAGGGUGUGACCUACACUGUAUCUGUACAAUGUAAAAUGUAUCUUGAUUGCAUCUGAAUAUAAGAUGUGAAUAGGGCACCAGUGCCUGAGAUGGGAGGCCUUUUACAGGCUUGUCCAGCCAAAGCUUAGACUGACGGUUUGACACAUUUUAAAACAAUGUGUGGAACAUCUGAAAGCCACAUACUGCAUUCUAGGAAUGCUCAUCCUCUAUCAUGAACUGUUGUGGGUGUAUGUAGGGGUUUAUGUACGUGCAUUUCCUUUGUUAACUGACUCUCCCCAAAUGCAUGUAUUGGCAAUCAUGAACAGGAAAAGGGCCUCAAGGAAUGAAUAGAUCGAUGAGCUGCUGCUGUAAAUUCAUUUACAAUUAAGGUGUGAACACAUACAGGGUUAAGGAUUAGUAAGGGCCGUCCUAAUACCAAUUAUGCAUUUCUUAAACAUACAUGGAGUAAUACUCAAACAUGGAAAAUGCUGUGGCAGGUGACUGAGAUAAAAUGAUGCAGUUUGUGUUAUCGUUAUGCACCAAUAAUCUCACUCACACACACACACACACUCAAAUCUAUAAUUGUGUGCACACACUAACACAAAACCUGGUAUGGGUUCCUAUUACCUCUUACAGUAUGUCUGUGGUCUAUGAACAAAAAGCACCUCUGAAGUACAGCCUUGGAACGGAGUAUAAGUGUUUUUAAAAAGAAAAACAGCUUAUUACAACUUGGGUUUUUAUUUUCGUAGCUCGACCCAUCAGCUGUGUUUAGUUAUGGCAAACAGUCAGGCGAUCAAACAGGUUUUAAACAAACCAAACAAAAUUAGUAGAAAAGGUUUCAAUCGUAGUCAUCUGGACACUGUUUUCAGAAUCAAGACGUUUCGGCUCUCAUCCGGAAGUCAUUCUCAAUUGUGAAAAAUGGUCUGAGAACUCAGAAAUUACUCCGGAUGGGAGCCGAAACGUCUUGAUUCUGAAAACAGUGUCCAGAUGACUACGAUUGAAACCUUUUCUACGAUGGAACAUUCCUGGACGAAUGAGGGACUACACCGUCAAACAAAAUUAGUAAAAUCCGAAGGCAAACUGUAAAAUGAAUGCACAAAUUGUCUGUUGUAAACAUCCAACACAGUUUACAAAACGUAUUACUUACUUAACAAAGCUUAUUAGCGACAUUACACAAGCUCACUUUUGGUUUUACCUCCAAAUAAAGUGGAUACUUAUGUGGCCAAACUGUUUGCUUGUUUACAAGCUGUCUGAUUGUCCGACUGCUGGUGUUUCUAGCCCCGUUGGAUCUGUUUUUAGCAAUGUGUUCCAAGAUCUCAGGUGAUUGCAGAGUUUUCCUUUUUAAACAGAAAAGCUUUAUGCCAUACGUAUCGAACCCUUGUUAAUUUAUACUAGUAGGAUUCCAUGUAAAACCUGUGCCACUGGUGGAAGUGUCAUCUCUGUGAGCCAUCCUGUGGUUGCUACUUUUAAACAUACAUCAGCUGUUCUGAAUAAGUUCAUGAUGAGAGCUGCGACGACAUUGAAAUUCCCAUUCAUUAAGAUCCCUUUCUGUCCUCACUGAGUGUCAUUUCAGCUUCUGUGGUGUUCCUUCCACAGACGUCUUCCUUCCAUAGAAACAAAUUAGUAAACAGCUGCAUGGUGCCAAUAAUCUAACAUACAGUACAUAUGAAUCUUAUUCUGACCAUACUGCUUCAAUCAUACUUCCUCUAGUCUCCUACUCUACUUGUGUGUGCGUUCAGGCUUCUUUCCAAUUUCUUCUGAAGUCAGUGUCUAACAAAGUCCAUCAGUUGUCUGAUAGGACUAAUCUGUAUUAAUCAUUGUCAGUCUGACACUUGAGUCAGUUUGAUUUUUUGUAAGCAUUUCAGCUCUGCCAUGGCUGCAGUUUUUGUGCCUGAAGAAACAGUCUUUUUUUUCUUUCCUGACAUUUGUUGUGCCCACACUCAGGCAUCUCUUUUGAAUUUGACCAUAAGGGUUGUCUGACUUGAAAAUAUAUUUUUAAAUUACCAUUAUAAACAUGUUCAUUCUACAUGGUUAUUUCCUGUUAUUGUUUGAGAAUUUGUUUCUCGUUAAAAGUGCUUAUAAAAACCAGUUGUGGGCUUACAUUUAAUAUUGAUAAUCUACAAAUAUAUCUUUCUACAGUAUUCUUCCAUAUUAAGUCUUUGGGAUGCUGCUUCAAGAGGCAAGUUCAAACAUGAGUUUUUCAGUGAAUUUGUAUCAUUAAAGGUUCAGAGGUGGAACGUGUUGAGGUAGGAGAGAGCAGUACGUUUGGGAACGUACAAAUCAAAGAUGUAAAAAUAUUCACUAAUGUAACUUAGUGAGGAUGUUAUGAUGUUUGGUGGAAAAUAAAAGUAUUUUCUCUUCAGCA
This is a messenger RNA of Siniperca chuatsi (mandarin fish), 4554 nucleotides long. Its product is annotated as solute carrier family 35 member E2A-like. NCBI's taxonomy places the organism in Eukaryota, Metazoa, Chordata, Actinopteri, Centrarchiformes, Sinipercidae. The transcript is spliced from 9 exons. Gene Ontology annotation, cellular component: Golgi apparatus. The record is from RefSeq and is a predicted model, not a curated record. Gene Ontology annotation, molecular function: antiporter activity. The coding region runs from base 500 to 1666 and encodes 388 amino acids.